AGCCCACCGUUGGAUAGCCAGGCAGAGAUUAUAUCUGACAACCUGACACGAGCUAAUAAUCGUGGUGACUCUUAAUUGAACACUUUGUCAGUAUACAGUCACUCACAUUACGCGGUGUAUGGCGGGAAUUGCACGAUACGCUGUCCGGAGAUGUUCCAUUUUGGUUCUGCCAUCGGCUCGAUCAUUGGACUUACCAGAAAACAAACAACCUUGCACUUACAUUCAGUUCUUUAAACUGCCAUUAACAGAUUUCGAUCUUGUUCAUGUGCAGAUAUAACCCAGUAAAUACUUUUGUCUUAAAUAGCUUGGCCAGUCCUAUUUCGUGAGAGAUUCAGAUUCAUCGCAGUUUCACGAUUUGUAUCUCAACUAGUCUUUUUAGUGGCAUUUUAAAUAGUAUCAUCAAAAUGAAUGAAAGUACGGAACCAGCUCUUUUUGCAGAUCAUCAAUUUGCUGGCAAAAUAGUUGUCAUGGUAUGUAUUACUCCUUUUCUACCUUGCGUCAUCGUCGGCAACGCCCUGUUAGUGUUAGCAGUUUACAGACAGUACAGCCUCCGAACACCAACAAAUGCCAUUAUUGUGAGCCUUGCUAUCUCUAAUCUCCUUGACGCCCUUGUUGGGAUUCCACUAUAUGUGUAUGCAUCAGUCUUUAAAUUCUAUGCAUUGUGCUUAGCUGAAGAAAAUACUCUUUACUAUACUCUACCCUUCAGUGCACUAUCUGGUGUUUCGUUUUUUCACAUUGUGGUGUUGACUUCAGAUCGAUUCAUAGCUGUUACGAAGCCGUUACGUUAUGCCAGCCUGGUGACGUAUAGACGCAUUGCCAUCGUCCUGGGAUGUCUUUGGCUUCUUAGUAUUUUGAUGAACACCGCCCGAUCUGUUAGCUUAGCGCAUGGAUCACAUACAAGUCAAGACCAGAAAGAAACGGACUGUGGGGCUCCUUUAACUGGGACGACGACCGUUACCUUCACCUGGUUGAUAUUUUGUGUGAUCGUGAUUUUAAUGGUUGCGCUGCUUGCCAUCAAUGCUUUGAUUCUUCACAUCGCAGUCAAACAAGCGAGAAAGAUUGCGAGUCAAAGAGUGAUCAUCCAGUUCCAACAGCAGCAACUCCCAGUACAAGAUGACAGAUUGAAAGCAUUUAAGACUAUCUCCCUUGUCGUGGCAGUCUUCAUUAUCUUCUGGUUUCCGUAUCCCCUGUUUCUCAUAUUACAGCUUAUAACGUACCAAUCACCUUUUUAUCUCAUGGUAUACAACAAUUCCUUCCUGGUAUUGCAUACAAUAAGUUUGGUUGUUAAUCCUAUCAUCUACGGCUUUAGAGAUCGGGCUUUUCGAAAGGCCUUUCAAAAUAUAUUGCGUCAAUUGUGAAUAACGUAAUAAACUUUCGAAGUUCGUCGUAACCCCUCCGACGCCAUUUUAGCGUGUGAUCUAUCCAGUUUCACAUCAAAGGGGCACAAUU
Molecule: messenger RNA, 1449 nt
Organism: Strongylocentrotus purpuratus (purple sea urchin)
Lineage: Eukaryota; Metazoa; Echinodermata; Echinoidea; Camarodonta; Strongylocentrotidae
Product: adenosine receptor A2b-like
Exons: 1
Coding region: 405-1358 (317 amino acids)
Biological process (GO): G protein-coupled receptor signaling pathway
Cellular component (GO): membrane
Molecular function (GO): trace-amine receptor activity
Source: RefSeq, a predicted model, not a curated record